Molecule: messenger RNA, 720 nt
Organism: Drosophila montana
Lineage: Eukaryota; Metazoa; Arthropoda; Insecta; Diptera; Drosophilidae
Exons: 2
Coding region: 168-617 (149 amino acids)
Source: RefSeq, a predicted model, not a curated record
CAUUUGCGCGUCGCGCUUGGUAGUCGAACUACCCGCACAAUCUUGAUCGCGUCAGCCAAGCGUCGACACUCGGCUGUUAUAUUUUUGGCAGAGCGUAAAGCGGCUUAAAUUUAGAAUCCAAUUUGCUUUUAAAUUAAUAAGCGUGCAGCGUUACUUUUUUAGCCAAAAUGCCGCUGAACAAAUUCAAAACGCCCUUUUAUGCAGCAUUGCUGCUCUUCAUCUGCUUCAGGUUGAACGCCCACACAUCGAUGGCAGCUCCAGUUCCACGCUUUGACGAUAAUCUCGUUGGAUACCCAAAUGCGCCAAGUGAGGUGCUGCCUAUUGAGCCUCUGUUAAUCUACCCAGAGUCACGCGAGGUUCUUUACCAGGCACGCACGCUGGCAGGCGAUGGUGAGCGAGACAUCAUCUUCGUAAAGCUACUGCCGGACAAGUCUGAGGGCUAUCGACCCAAGCAGCAGCGACUCGCGGAGAAGGAGCAGCGACGCAAGGAGCUGGGCCUGAAGGACAUCUUCUUUGUAAAGGCACGUGCCAACGGACAAUUCAGUCACGAGCGCUUAAAGGUCUAUCGACUGCCUGAGUUUUAUGCGAUCAGCGUGUUCCGCAACGACGAGAAGUAGUCGGGAGACGGGUAGCUCCGGCUGCUGCACCAACGAUGCAGUCCGCUAUUAUUUUUAUGUUAUGUAUAAGCCGCUAUAAAUAAAUGCCUCAAAAGUUGUUUAA